UCUUGGCUACCUACCCACACACAUGUCUCCUUUGCCACAGAAGGUGACAGCUUGGGGAAGCAGGAGCGGGCGUGGGAGAUGCAGGGAGCGGGCCAGGAAGAGUCCCAGGAACAGAAGAGAGGCCCUGAGACUGAGGGGGAGGCCUCAGGUUUCCUCGCUACCAGCAGCGUCUCCCCUGCUCCCAACCGCAUCUCUAACAAGGACUUGUCGGAGCUGAUCGAGCAGCUGCAGAAAAAUGCCGACCAGGUGGAGAAGAACAUCGUGGACACGGAGGCCAAGAUGCAGAGCGACCUGGCCCGGCUGCAGGAGGGCCGACAGCCCGAGCACCGGGACGUGACCCUGCAGAAGGUGUCAGACUCAGAGAAGCUGCUGUAUGUGCUAGAGGCAGAUGCGGCCAUUGCCAAGCACAUGAAGCAUCCCCAAGGAGACAUGAUUGCCGAGGACAUCCGUCAGCUGAAGGAGCGCGUGACCAGCCUCCGUGGGAAACACAAGCAGAUCUACAACUUGGUGGUGAAGGAGGUAGACCCGCAGGUCAACUGGGCAGCGCUGGUGGAUGAAAAGCUGGACAAACUGAGAGGCCAGAGCUUCGGGACGGACCUGCCGCUGGUGGACCACCAGGUCGAGCAGCACAAUAUCUUCCACAAUGAGGUCAAGGCCAUCGGGCCCCACCUGGCUAAGGAUGGGGGCAAGGAGCCGGACAGCGAACUCCAGGCCAAGUACCAGAAACUGCUGGCAGCAUCCCAGGCUCGGCAGCAGCACCUGAGCACGCUGCAGGAUUACAUGCAGCGCUGCACCAACGAGCUGUACUGGCUGGACCAGCAGGCCAAGGGCCGCAUGCAGUACGACUGGAGUGACCGCAACCUCGACUACCCGAGCCGCCGGCGCCAGUACGAGAAUUUCAUCAACCGGAACCUGGAGGCCAAAGAGGAGAGAAUUAACAAGCUGCACAGCGAGGGUGACCAGCUGCUAGCCGCUGAGCACCCCGGGAGGAACUCCAUUGAGCUGUAG
Messenger RNA from Leptonychotes weddellii (Weddell seal), 1008 nucleotides. NCBI's taxonomy places the organism in Eukaryota, Metazoa, Chordata, Mammalia, Carnivora, Phocidae. The record is from RefSeq and is a predicted model, not a curated record.